AUGGCUUCCUCAUCCUUUCGUGACUCGAUGAACUCGCUGGGUUGGAGCCGCAGAGAGCCCGCCGCUAUGCCAACGACAUCCAACUCCUCGACCCCGUUCCUUGGCAAACUACAAUCGCUCAAUCCAUUUGGCCAAGGAGGCUAUGUCAGACUGCCUUUGUACGAGAACGAGGCACCAGGUGCUCCUCUGCCUGCCCGCACCCGUCGCGAAGAAGAAGAAGGGUGGUUUGCGCUUAGCCGUUGGGACCGCUUGCUCGUGUUUGGUGCACUCAACCUCGCCGCAAUCGCCCUUUUUGUCGUAUGUUUCACUCUGAUGCCAGUCUUGACCCUGCGGCCCAGAAAGUUUGCAAUCCUAUGGUCGAUGGCUUCAGCUCUCUUCCUCAGCUCCUGGGCUGUUAUGAUGGGCCCAUACACAUACCUCAAGCACCUGCUUUCGACCGAGCGUUUGCCCUUCACUGGUACCUAUUUCGGUUCCAUCGCGAUGACCUUGUACUUUGCUGUCGGCCUCCAAAAUACUCUUCUGACCUUGAUAUCCUCUAUCAUUCAACUCGUAUGUCUGGUGUGGUAUUUGGUAAGCUAUUUCCCGAUGGGCUCCACCGGUCUGCGCUUCGCCGCCAGGUUUGGAGGCAGCCGCAUUACGGCUUGGAUGAACGAGUAG
Molecule: messenger RNA, 657 nt
Organism: Aureobasidium melanogenum CBS 110374
Lineage: Eukaryota; Fungi; Ascomycota; Dothideomycetes; Dothideales; Saccotheciaceae
Product: SFT2-domain-containing protein
Exons: 5
Coding region: 1-657 (218 amino acids)
Biological process (GO): vesicle-mediated transport
Cellular component (GO): membrane
Source: RefSeq, a predicted model, not a curated record